Molecule: messenger RNA, 3721 nt
Organism: Haliotis rufescens (red abalone)
Lineage: Eukaryota; Metazoa; Mollusca; Gastropoda; Lepetellida; Haliotidae
Exons: 23
Coding region: 231-2861 (876 amino acids)
Source: RefSeq, a predicted model, not a curated record
UUUGAGACUUAAAGGGACAUGGCUUUAGUAAAUUGAAAGGCCAAGGAAAAUUUGACUCAAAUCAUUCAGAUGAUACUUUGGGUUGGGUUGAUAUGGCGGACUUGUUUUGAUUAUUUAACCACGGCCUGUGUUAUGCCUGAAGGGUAGAGUACACAGGAAGUAUUUGUAGCGAGCGUGGUACACUGACGAGUUAGUUACUUAUAUAAUCAGUCAGAAACCACAGCGGGAGGAUGUGCAGUUGGAGUUGGACUACUGUCAUUUGUGUUUUGUUGUUUUCCCAUCGUUGUAUAGGAGGGGCGCCGACAGCAAACGUUACCGUUGAAGGAAAUGCUAUACUGUCAUGGUCACUACCCAGACCUACAACCAGCGAGUACACCGUUUGGAACACACGCGCAGGGAAAGCCAUAUUCCAUAUAACCAACUACAAUAAUGUCACUGACGUGAACUCAGAAUCUAGGAUCACAUUUACAGGGAACAUAUCAUCUUCUGGAACAGGAUUGUUCAGAUUUAUCAUCAGAGAUGUCAAGUUUCAUGACGAAGGCUGGUAUGAGUGUUAUUCGCGGUCCCCGGGUAGCAGAGGAUUCACAAUUGCUAAUUGUGGACAGACACUUAUCGUGAUGGCUGCAUCAAAUGUUUAUAUUCGUUUUGGAGAAACAGCAACUCUGGCUUGGAAUUUGCAUGGAUCUGGAAACAAAGACUUUUUUAUCAGAAACGAUUUUUGGAAGGAAACAGUGUUUCACAUAACGAACUAUAACGAAUUCAACAUUGCAAAUGAGAAACUAAAAUCAAGACUGGAAUUCACGGGAAAUAUAACAUCCUCAGGAACUGGUCUGUUUAGCUUCGUGCUGAGUAGCGCUGACGACCAUGACUUUGGUCAGUACAACUGCUACCUUGGUUCACCACAACGUCCAGGAACAAAGAUUCCCAACUGUGGGCAACAGCUAGUAGUGAUACGAGUUCAAGAACCUUUUAUCGAGGGCCCGGAAAAGGCUUCCUUUGACGGUUCUGUUAAUCUGACAUGCAACUCCUUUCUGAAAAGUUACCCCAGUUGGAACCUGUCCAUGAACUUUGUCUGGAGGAGGAACGGAACGAGUGUAGAGAAUGGAGGAAGGCAUCAGUUGGCGUCUGGUAGCAGGAGAUGGAGAGGCGGGCGAUACAUGAACAGCACUCUGACUAUCGGUGGCGUGACAAGGAAGGACAGAGCAGCCAGAUACUCUUGUCAGACAGUGGUCGGGGACAAUCUACUCACAGACCAGAGUGUGGACUAUGUCCUUAGCGUAGAAUAUGUGCCUGAGUCUCCUCAGAACACGGAAGUGCACGAGGGAGAAACAGUGUUGCUUUCCAUGAGGACACCCCAACAUCAGUCAAGAAUAUACCUUAGAGACACUAAUGAUAGAAAUGUGUUAGAAAUGGACUCUGCCGAAGUCUACAUAUGGGAAACCUACUGGACCAGGAUCAAGAUCGUGAAAGUCAUCACAUCAUCGGAUGAAGUCGCUGUACAGUUCCAACUCUCUACCGUCACAUCAGCUGACGCUGGGAGGUACCACUGUAGCCUGGAGAAGGGCGGACAUGCAGGCUGUGACUGGGAACACGUGCUGGUCGUUUUCAAUGACUCUGUGACUGUAUCGGCUUCACCAUCUGUCGCAACAUCUACUACAGAUGACUCUGUGACUGGAUCGGCUUCACCAUCUGUCGCAAUAUCUACUACAGAUAACUCUGUGAGUGUGUCGGAUUCACCAUCUGUCGUAACAUCUACUACAGAUAACUCUGUGACUGUACCAGUUUCAGAAGUUGACGAAACCUCAACUGUAGAUGACACUGUGACUGUACCGGUUUCAGAAGUUGAAGAAACCUCAACUGUAGAUGACACUGUGACUGUACCGGUUUCAGAAGUUGACGAAACCUCAACUGUAGAUGACACUGUGACUGUACCGGUUUCAGAAGUUGACGAAACCUCAACUGUAGAUGACACUGUGACUGUACCGGUUUCAGAAGUUGAUGAAACCUCAAAUGUAGAUGACACUGUGACUGUACCGGUUUCAGAAGUUGACGAAACUUCAACUGUAGAUGACACUGUGACUGUACCGGUUUCAGAAGUUGAAGAAACCUCAACUGUAGAUGACACUGUGACUGUACCGGUUUCAGAAGUUGAAGAAACCUCAACUGUAGAUGACACUGUGACUGUACCGGUUUCAGAAGUUGAAGAAACCUCAACUGUAGAUGACACUGUGACUGUACCGGUUUCAGAAGUUGACAAAACCUCAACUGUAGUUCAUACGACGUACGUUUCGACUGUGAGAGAGGUUCAGACCACAUUUGAGCCAGUCACAUUCAGCAACUCAACUGGUGAUCAUGAUGAUACAACGCCUGCAAGUGAAGACAGCAUGUCUUCUGUAAUGCCCACCUCACCUGAUGGAUCGGCACACUCGAGCAAAAAGCUGACCACAACGACUGAUGCAUCUGUCGUUAAAGGAGGGCUGCAGACCCUUGUUGUAGUCAGUAUUGGAUUUUCGGUUGCAACAACGGUGAUCAUCUCCGUCAUCGCUUUCUUGCUUUGUCGCAGAACAUUCAAACGACGAAAAGAAACCUCUGACGCAAGGCCCCCUGCUCUCGCUCAGGCCGACAACCGCAUCUACUUCGAAAUUGAAGAUAUCCGGCCACCGCAGCAAGACUCCAGUCAGAGAAGGGAGGAAGGAGUCAAUCUCAGACGCGAUUAUGUGAAUAGUUGCGGUUACCACGAGCUCCGACACUUACGACUUAAGAAAGACAGCGUGAUGCGCAUGACCGGAACUAACAUGGAGGACUGCUGUAGUUUACGGUCAGUGUCCACCGUGAAUCAUUAUGAUGAACCAUGGCUCUAAAUUGUCGGCUCGCUGUAGUGCUGUGAAACGUGUCUUCCGGUGGGGCAGGACUUGCUAACUCUUUCCAAGGACACCUGGUGUCAUCAGUCAUUUUCAGUGAUCCUUUCAAUUAAAUUUCACUACCAUUUUGCCUUCUACGCUCAAAGAAAUCGGUUCCUGCAGAUAAUCAAAGCUUUUUAUUCUAUGGUGUUGGCGUUAAAUAAUGAAUCGUUUAACAUGCUACAGUUGUAUCUCUUGGCAACAGUGUUCGUUUGGAAGUGGCCUCGAAUUCUCGAUGCAUCAUCAUUAUGAUGUUGGAUUUGUGAGGAACUCGACAGUAUACUUGCAUAAAAAGUGACUCAUUCGAGAUCCAGUUUGUUCAACGAAACUCAUUCAUAUACGCUUUGAGAAGUACACAGUCAACGCGCAAAGUCCUGUAUAAAUUUAUGUUUGCUAUUAUUGUUUUAACCAUUAUUAUGUCGAGCUUGAGGUUUAUCAUUUUCGUGGAUACUGUAGAUAGUGAUCAAGUUGCUUACGUCCGUUGUACAUUCUUCAUUGUCUAUAAACAGAUUAAUGUUUUCCAGUAUUAUUACAUUCGUUUCCUCUGAGCAGGAUUCGUGUAAUAAAUAUUGAUUCAUCAGUCCUUAAGUGAUCUGUAUUAUUAUUAUUAUUAUUAUUAUUAUUGUUGUUGUUGUUGUUGUUAUUAUUAUUAUUAUUUAAAAAAAAAGAGAUCUGAAUGGUGUAGUGGUGAUUCGGUGAUCACGGAAACAGAAAGUACAUGACAUAUCAAGCUUACAUCUUGUUAGAAUAAAGAAGGUGGUCUAUACAUAUAUAGCAUUGUAUUGCUGACAUCUGUCAUUGAUAUGAACUGCAUUUGAAUU